ACAAGGCCAACUAUAACCAAGCUAGGGAUAUAGCAAAGCGGCUUGGUCGUUUUCCAAGGGUCACAAUUUCCUAGACUACUUAGGCUCGAUCGUUAUCUAGUCAACCCGUUACUUAGCAGGUGGCAGUUGGCGAUUCCUAAGCUAAAGAUCGAUAGAUGAGAAGAGGCACUCGGGGUAACUCCCUCGCCCUAGCCUAGGUCUAUCAUGCAAAUGUCUAAAUAUAUCGAGUUAAGCAAAUAUGGUGAGUGAGCUCUUUUCCUUGGACCUUCGUGAUUAUCCACAUGCCUUUGAGUAUGCCCUACCUACCCCAUUGUCACCUCGAUAUAGGCUCACUUAUCUGGGACUUUAAAGACCUAGCUCCUUUCAAUGGGUACUACCCAUCGUCCACACUAAGGUUUCAUCUCGCGUUCCAUCUAGGAAGGCUUUCUAGUGGUAGGUGUUCGAUCACCUCGUCCACCAAAAGACCCUAUUCAUUCAUCUAACCCUAAUUUGCCAGAUGGCGCAUACCCAUCUAACCCCAUAACUCCAUACCCAACGUAGAAGCUCAAGUAUGCUAGUAAAGUGGAUUAGGGCGACUUACCCAAGCACAAUUAAAGCUAAAAGAAGCAUUAAAAUCACUAGACAAACAGAUUCAUUUAAAACCCUAACAUAUUCAUUCAUUUACAUAAUAGCCCUAAAACUAUGGUUUGGGGAUUUAAACCCUUAGUACCUUGGGACAUCACUAGGGGUGUCCAUUCGGGUUUACCCGAAACCGACCCGAUUAUAUACAUUUUCGGUUUUUUGGAUUCGGGUUCGUUUCCGGUUUCGAGUUUUUUGGUUUCGAGUUUGGUUUUUCUUAUCGGUUUUUCGGGUUCCGGCUAAAAACCUCCAAUGAAUAGAACUCAACCCGUAUUUUUAGGCGUUCGGGUUUUCGGGUUUCGAUUUUGCUUUAACCGAAUCCGAUAAGGAAUUUUCGGAUUUCGGGUAACCGAAAUGCGCAAGUCCUUAUCGGGUUCGGUUUUAGUGAUUUUUGAUUUCGGGUUUUUUCGGGUUUCGGUUUGGGUAACCGAACCCGAACCAAACUGACACCCCUAGACAUCACCCAUGAAGGGGGAAAGAAAAGAAAUACAAAGAGGGAAAGAAAUCAUGAAGAAAUGGGUCUUCAUUUGAUUGAAGUCCUCCUCCAAAGCUCUCAUCCUCUUCUUCUCCUUUCUUCAGCUUCUCUCUCUAAUCUCUCUCUAGAAUAAAAAAUCUGUCAAAAGCCAUCUUCUAUAGGGGGAGGAGUCUCCUAUUUAUAGAAUUUAGAAGGGUGGACAAGUUCAUGGCCGAGUAGGGGAAAUUUGCGGUCGUGAUCUUUCCCUUCGAGCCUGCGAUUUUCAGGCGUCACUGUUCUGGUUUUCAUCUUCGGGGAGUUCGUGGGCUGACUUAGCUCAAUAGCUCAAGCCCAAUAGCUCCCUUUCCGCGGCCUCAAACUAGGGUCGUCAGGCCGGGAUCUUCUCUUAGGUGGCUUCAUCAAAAAGUUUAAGCCCAAUAGCUCCCUUUCUGCGGCCGCAAACUAGGGUCGUCAGGCCGGGAUCUUCUCUCCUGCUUCGCAAUUUGUUGUCUCGGCCGAGAUCUUUCUCUUCUAGACUAUGAUCAUCAGCUUCCCUCCCAUUUUACUACACUUCUGCCAUUUUUCGUACAUAAUUCACAUGUAUCCUCUAAAAGCACCUAAAAUCACGUAAUCAAAUAGGAACAAAAUAGAAAUGAAAUCAAUGAGAUUCUUUCAAUUAUGCACAUGAAUUAGCACAGAACUAACAUAAAUACGAAGGAUAAAUAGCAGCAAUUUGGGCGGUAUCACCUAUAGUGCCAGAGCUUCCAAUAUUUGAUGACCCAUUAACUAUGUGGGUAAAGCUUAGAGAGGGACUCCCUAUUAAUUAAAGUGCAACACUGAUUUCAAUCUCAGAAGAGGACUCCCUUUGUUAAAUUUGCCUCUAGUGUAUCCCCUGACUGGGAUUAGAAAGACGCUUUAAGACUUGGAUCAUUGAUCUCUACAAGGAUGACUUGAGCUACCGAUCCAUCAUACUAGUUGUCUCAUCGUUACUAUCCAAAUUUUGAGCUACAACAUCACCUAUUUCAAUUACUUUCUCUUUUAUUUUUUUCUCAUUAGAAACAUGUACCCAUGCCCCAUGGUUCCCGUUGGUUACUCACCCGUCAGUAACCGUUGGUUACUCACCCGUCAGUAACUAUCCAGAAGCCGUUGAUUUGGGUGAAUUCAUCGUGUGGCUGGGAUGGAUGCGGGGAUGACCAAUGAUAUUUUUGUCUAUUUCUUUAAUUUUCAUAGUUUUUUCGUUUUUUAUUUUGCCCAACAUUUAUUAGCUGGUUUCAAUGGGGGAGAGAGAGUGCAUCUUUCCUUUUUUUUUAUGAAACUCUCUUUUUCUCUUUCUCUCUCUCAAUCUCCUUGUUCUCAAGAUCUAAUAUCAUCAUUAAAUGGGUUGACGGUGAGAGUCACGGUGGGGUCCGCACCUGGUCCAAAAUCAGUAUCAUCAUUAAAUGGGUUGACGCUAUUACGAUUUUAUCCCUUUGUAUAUUUAAGGGUUAAUUGCAUGGUUGGUCACUGAGAUUACAAAAAACGUUCAAGUUUGGUCACUCGAAAUAUUUAAAUCCAUUAGUGGUACUUCAGUUUACUGAAACCAUUCACGUUUGGUCACUCUCCGUCCAACUCCGUUAACUUUUGCUGAUGUGGCAGUCAACUCUCAAAGUUGACCGUUAACUUAGUGACGUGGCAACUAAAAAAUACUAAAAAUAAAAAAAUCAAACUUUUAUAUUUUCCACCUCAUUAUUACAUUCAUUAAAAAAAACAUAAUUAAAUCAUCAGCAGGGGAGCCUUUGCAGAGGGGAGCCUGCUUCUCGAUCUCAUCCAUGGAGCUCAAUCAUCAUCAGCAGCAGCCGGUGGUGGCGGAGGAAAUCAUCUUCCGCUCCAAAUUGCCCGACAUCGACAUCCCCAACCACCUCCCCCUCCACUCCUACAUCUUCCAGAACAUUGUCAACCACGCCGACCGCCCCUGCCUCAUCGACUUCCUCUCCGGCCAGAUCCUCACUUACGCCGAACUCCACCUCACUGCCCGCCGCGUCGCCGCGGGGCUCGACAACCUCGCCGUCAAGGGGAACGUGAUUAUGCUCCUCCUCCCUAAUUGCCCCCAAUUCGUCCUCGCCUUCCUCGGCGCCAUUGCCACCACCUUCAACCCCUUCUUCACACCCGCUAAGGUCUCCAAGCAGGCGAAAGCCUCCGGCGCAAAAUUAGUCAUCACGGGUUCGAGAUGGUGGUUGUCCGCCAUCUGGUCGCGCUUUUAUAUUUUCUCGCUGUCACCUCCGCAGCCUUGUCUGCCAUCGCCAGUGCCACCCUUUUGUCCUUUGGCGAAAGAAACCCAGCGCAGCCAGUACCGCUCGGGCCCCCGGAGGCGGCGGAUUCGUAGGCGGCGGCAAACUUGGCCUUGCCAGCUUCGUACCGCUGCAUGUCGUAGGGCGAGCUCCUUCUACAACUGCUUGUCGGCGAUCAGGAUCUCGUCGAUCUCGUUCUUGUAGUCUUUCAAGAGCACGCGGAGGCACUCCAUGAAGGGAAUUGUAAGGAAGCAGCCUUUUCGGAGGUGGAAGGAGCGGGUUCGGAGGUGGAAGGGAUGAAAUGAAAUUAGGUUUUCUAUUUUUUAAUGAAGGUAAUAAUGAGAUGGAAAAUAUAAAAGUUUAUUUUUUUAUUUUUAAUAAUUUUUUAGUUGCCACGUCACUAAGCUAACGGUCAACUUUGAGAGUUGACUGCCACAUCCGCAAAAGUUAACAGAGUUGGACGGAGAGUGACCAAACGUGAACGGUUUCAGUAAACUGAAGUACCACCAAUGGAUUUAAAUAUUUCGAGUGACCAAACUUGAACGUUUUUUGUAAUCUCAGUGACCAACCAUGAAAUUAACCCGUAUAUUUAAUUUUCCUGAUCUGACGUCUAUGAAUUAAUGCAAUGGACGAUAGAUGAGCUGGUUACCGACAAUUACUGACAAGAAGGUUAUAGAUGAGAUCAGGACCUGGCCUUUGCUAACAAUUAUGGCCAAACAGACUACAUUUUGCGCAUACAGGAGGCAAGUUCCAGUAUUCCACUUCAAUCUCAAAUUUAGGAUCCUCAUCAGGGUAGAAUUUUACAUUAGACGGGAUUCCAAAGUCUGCUCCCAAUUCAAUACAAGCUUUUGCAAAGUCAACUGACCUCCUACUCGGGUCUUCUAAUCCAUCCACAAAAGCUUCCCAUGGGAGACCAUGAAUCCCGACCUAGAUGGGAAGAGUUUCCACUUUUGUGGAGAGCAGUUGAAUACCAGAAUACCACUUACGAAAGAAAAUAGGAUUACCCAAGUGAUACCAGGGCCCCGAUUGGAAUACCUAGUUACAGAGCAGCAGAGAACAUGAAUUGAAAUACUAGAAGCUUAGAUCUGAACCGCGAGACUCGAACCAUACCAUCUCUCCGCCAUAGUCUGUUUUCCCAAACCUGAAGGUCAGGGAGCUUCGGUCUCGUCCCAACAAAUUUAGCGAUAAGAGAAUCUUUCCACCAUUCCGCGCCCUUCUCUUUCACUUGCUUGGGGAGACGGAAACCAUCCUUCGAUCGAUUCAGGAGCUUACCGAAGCCGAUUUUCAGGUGCUACAAAAAAUGAUGCGCCCAACACGAGCCCUAUAUAUUAAUUUCGUUUAGAAUUUUUAGGACAUGUUUGGUUUGAAACCUAAAAGUGAGAUCUUUACUUGGACUGGUAUGGUUUUAAUGAUAUUUAAAGUGAUUCAUUGUGAACUAUAUAUAUGUAAUUAUGAAAAUUGAUGUAUUCUGAUUUCUGUCGUUUGAUUUUUGUGAUAGUUUUUUAUUGGACUUUUUUGUGAUAUUUAUUGUAUUAUUUCAAUAAAGUAUUACUUUUUGA
Linum trigynum is the source of this 4898-nucleotide messenger RNA. Lineage: Eukaryota; Viridiplantae; Streptophyta; Magnoliopsida; Malpighiales; Linaceae. The record is from the annotation of a GenBank genome assembly.